GCGCAAACACCCUCACGGAUGCCUUGCGAGAGCUUGAAACGCAAAAAUUCGGACAUAUUGCUGAGGCGCAAUGGACACAAGGUGAUUCGCAGUCCACCCUUUGCAGCGAAUCUCAGCAAGGUCGCUGCUCAAGGGAAGGGCGCUGCCAAUACAGACAUGGCUUGAUCGACAUUGCACUCCUGGAAGCCUCGGCACGCCGGCUGCGCAGGGCAAAUGCAUUCCCAGAAGCAUCGCUCGGCAUGGAAUAUGUACGGUCGUCCACGGACAGAGCUGUCUGGAGGGUCGUACAACGAUUCGGGCUGCGAGAGUCUAAUACAAUAUCCACACAUGCAGAACUCGCCCAUGCAUUCAGCGCGCUUGCUUUUCGCUUCUUCAUCGCUCUUCAAACUGAGAUCUCCACUGGAUCUCUCCCCGCUGUGGUACGAGCAGAUCUCCCCAACCCGUGAGCGCCCGGCUGCUUCCAUCUCAGAUGAGGCACCACCAAGCUACUCCGAUAUAUACGGUACUACGUCCGCAGAAGCGGACCACAGCACAGGUUCUACAAACAGAGCUCCCUUGCCUCCAGCCACAUCCCAGCUCCCCACUUUCGCACCAUACAACUACGGCGCCACAGCGAACGGGCUGAUGAGCACCUAUCUCAUAUCGCUGCGGCGGAUAGACCCAACACUAUCCGACGCCGUUUCCGACAUUCUGCAAAGAUCUCCCCAGCUUCGUGAUGCGUUGCUCCGCGAACUGUCAAGGAACGCCGCUACAAGCCGGCCUCGCAUCGGGGAUAUUUUGCCCGCGCCGGUGACGCAAAGCACCAAUGAAAGACGAAUGCCGGAGAAGAGUCUUGAUACGGUACGAUUUGUGGUUUCGUGCGUCCUUCUCGCUCCCAUCGUCGUAGUCAUCGUACUGCACUGGCCCGAGGUCUCAGACUUCUUACUACGGGCGCUGAAGUACUACGCUAUAUUUAUUGGGGGAUGGCUGGCCAUUAGCUUCCUCUGUCUCGCAUGUUGCUCUUCGUCUGAGCAUGCUCCAUCGGUCAGAUCAGUGUAGUAGUCGGGAUUUCACUUCUGCGUGCCUUCCUUUCCUUCCGUACUGUAGCUCUGCCUCAAUUCUGCGGAUCCCACACAUGUGUAUGACCCUGUUGUCCUAAGCUGCUCAAACUUGUAUUGG
Phanerochaete carnosa HHB-10118-sp is the source of this 1158-nucleotide messenger RNA. RefSeq lists its product as uncharacterized. The record is from RefSeq and is a predicted model, not a curated record. The coding region runs from base 247 to 1038 and encodes 263 amino acids. The transcript is spliced from 4 exons. NCBI's taxonomy places the organism in Eukaryota, Fungi, Basidiomycota, Agaricomycetes, Polyporales, Phanerochaetaceae.